Molecule: messenger RNA, 1218 nt
Organism: Desarmillaria tabescens
Lineage: Eukaryota; Fungi; Basidiomycota; Agaricomycetes; Agaricales; Physalacriaceae
Product: dienelactone hydrolase endo-1,3,1,4-beta-D-glucanase
Exons: 7
Coding region: 32-826 (264 amino acids)
Molecular function (GO): hydrolase activity
Source: RefSeq, a predicted model, not a curated record
GCAUCGUUCGAGUUUGACUCCCACACUCACAAUGAGCUGUCCGGACUGUUAUAAAGGCGCAGCCCUAUCUGGCGAACCCAAAGGAACGCUCUCGGACGUUAAUGGCGCAUACUUAGCUAGUGGUCCUACUGGCUCGUCCCACGCUGUGGUGCUACUAACCGAUAUCUUUGGUCUCGGCCCUCCCAAUCCCAAACUUCUGGCAGAUUUCUUCUCAGAGCAGCUUGGCUGCGACGUAUAUGUCCCCGACUUGUUCGAUGGAAAUCCACCCGUCAGGCCUGAACAGAUGAUCAUGCCAGAACGUGCAGGCCAAAGACCCUCCCUGUGGGGGUGGAUAAAGAUUAUUUUGGUCGUAUUACCCACUCUUCCGGCUAUAUUCCGCAAUAGGCCUUCGGUUACCGAUCAGAGAGUUCGAAGUUUCAUGGAUAAACUCAAAUCGACUAAGAACUAUGACAAAAUCGGGGCCGUGGGGUACUGCUUUGGUGGAGCCACUGCCAUUAGGUUUGGCUCCACUGGGUUCUUCGAUACCCUUGUCAUCUGCCAUCCCGGAAGAUUUAGUAUCGAUGAGCUGAAAGCCAUCAAGGUUCCCUCUUCUUGGGUAUGUGCUGAGGAUGACAUGAUUGUCAAUCAUGACUUCCGAUUGAAGGCAGAGGCAGCCAUGGCUGAACGGAAGGACGGAGUCGUGUAUGAGUUCAGAGACUAUAAGGGCACAACCCACGGCUUUGCAGCACGCCCAAACAUCGACUAUCCUGAGGUGAAGGAGGCAUAUGAAGGCGCCUUGCAGCAGACCGUGGAUUGGUUCAAGAAAACUUUAACUUCGAGCUCAUAAAGCGGUACCGAUUAGCGCUGGGUGAGAAUGCUUUUCGGCGAAGUAUUUAACGUGACAAUGGUUGCACCCUCCAUGUGAGGUUCAUCCUCACAUGUAAAUAACUGUGAGUUUCCCAUGAUGUCAUUGCGCGCCGCGCGGAAAAUUUUUGGAUUUUAACAUGUAAAUAACAUGUUAAAAAUGUGUGAUUUACAUGUUAUUUUGCUAUGCGGUCAGAAAUGACCAUAUAUGCAUAAAUACAAGGUAAAUUGAAAUCUAUCAUGGUGUACGACAACAAGCACACCAUCUAGAAGUAGUCAUCUUAGCGACGUACGAUGCUUGGAGCCUUGGAAGAUGCCGUUCUGUAGGCUCAUCCAACCAGAGUUUCUCACAGAAUUUCACACCACCGCUGGGAC